Messenger RNA from Nothobranchius furzeri (turquoise killifish), 4680 nucleotides. RefSeq names its product vasorin. Gene Ontology annotation, molecular function: protein binding. The record is from RefSeq and is a predicted model, not a curated record. NCBI's taxonomy places the organism in Eukaryota, Metazoa, Chordata, Actinopteri, Cyprinodontiformes, Nothobranchiidae. Gene Ontology annotation, cellular component: plasma membrane.
UGUUAGCCCAUACACCCGCAGCGCUCGCGGAUCCAGGCUCUUCAGCGAGUGCGCUGCGCUGAUUUUGGUUGAAACUUCGUGUCCACGCGGCUGUGCAACAAAAGGACGUUUUUUUCUUCACAUUUCUAGAGCUUUGAGUUCAGAAACCAGCUGAUAAAAGUGGAUGAAGACUUUAAGCCGAAAGCUUCACAGCUGCGGACUCUGAAUUAAGACUCUACCAAGAGCUGCUGGACCCAUCCUCAUCAUCAUCAUGUUGAUUUUCUUCAUAUUCUCCUUAAUCGUCUCUGGUGUGGAGUUAUUCACUGACUGUCCAGCACAAUGCGUGUGCAAUGACCCAAACUCAGUAUUUUGCAUCAACAGACGGUCCAACACUGUACCUCGAGUUCCUGUCACCACCCGAUAUCUGUACAUCUUCAACAACAAUAAUUUCACCUUGUCCAACAAUGACUUCAAAGGCCUAGUGGAGUUGGUGUCACUUGAUCUGAGCCAGAAUGAGAUACGAGAAGUUCCCGAUGGAGUGUUUGAGUCCCUGUCAGAACUAAAGAACUUAGACUUGUCUGGUAACCAAAUUGCUCACAUUUCAAAAGACAGUUUUUCUGGGAUGGUCCAGUUAGAAAGGCUGUAUCUUCAAGGAAACCACAUUCAAAGCAUUCAUUGGGAAGCUUUUGAUGGCUUAGAGAUGCUAUUGGAACUCAAACUGCAAAGAAACCAGCUUGUUUCCUUGCCUUACCUUAGAUUUCCCAAUCUUCUCCUUUUAGACCUCAGUCACAAUAACAUUCCAAUGUUGGAACCCUCAGACCUUCAUACUCCCAAUUUAGAGGCCCUUAAAUUGGCUCAUCUUGGCUUAGUUACUCUGGAUAAAGACUUCAUAACAUCUCUGAGGAACCUCCAUGAGCUUGACUUAUCAGGCAAUAAGUUAAAUGAAGUCCCUCAGGCCUUGAAGCAGGAUUCCCUCAAGGGCCUGACCAAACUUAGCCUGGCAGCCAACCCAAUACUUGAGCUGAAAGUAGAGGACCUCCAGAAACUUGAUGGACUUCAGGAUCUAGAUCUCAGUGGAAUAAAUAUUCAGGAAUUUCCUGAGGGAUUUUUUGAAAGUGCUCCAAAGUUGAUUUCCCUGACAGCAGCUCAGAACCCAUUUAACUGCCUAUGUCCAUUUGCCUGGUUUCCUGUUUGGCUGAAAGAGAAGAACAUUCGUCUGUUGAAGCCCGAGAUUACCAGAUGUCACUUUCCUUUAGUUAAUGCUGGAAAAAUGCUCAUCUCACUGGAGCACAAAGAUUUUGGAUGUCCACCAACUACUACCGAAUCUUUUAGUUCUCCCAAAGAAAAUACUCCUGUUCCUCAAAUUCCGACCACAUCUCCAGACACCACCCAUACCAAAGCCGUUCUCCCCCCUCGUUCAUCUAGUGAAGAACCCAUUUCUUCAACAGACGUCCAUGCCUCUCCACCAGAAGACUUGGUUACCUUCAGCUCUCACAGUAAGGAAGAUGAACAGCAUUUUUGCCCAGAAAACAUCUGCCUCAACAGGGGUACUUGUAAAUUGGAUCUUCUUGGACAACUCAGCUGUAUGUGUCCCUCAGGAACAUUUGGCCUCUUUUGCGAAGAUAUGGAUGUGAGUCUUGCGUCCCAGCAACCCUCUUCUGCAGUUACCCCCGAGAUACCUGAUAGAAUUGAUACAAUCAGUUCACGUCAGGUGACCUCCACAUCAAUCCUUCUUGACCUACACCGCUUCAUCGAGACACGGCCAAAUAUCCGUGGCAUCAGGUUGACCUACCGUAACCUUUCAGGGCCCGACCGCCGCCCUAUGAUGAUUAGUUUGCCAACAUCCUACCCUGAGUACACGCUACGUGGUUUGAUACCCAACUGUACCUACUCUAUUUGUGCCAGUCCCCUUGGGGAGAAAAUACUUUACAAGGGUAGCAACUCUAUAGAAAUGGGGACAUGUACAGAGGCCCACACAGACGGCAUGCCUGUGACAUCUGUAGAACCUUGGGUGACCACAAGUACUCCUCUUACAAAUACUCUCAUCUCAGCUCUUGCAGUCCUAGCGCUGGUGCUGGGAUUGGCUAUAGUGGUUGGAACCUUUGUUUGCCUGAGGAGGAAGAGGCGGGCAAAUGCAGGAUUGGAACUAGAAUUGGGCCCUGCUGACCCCACAGAGUUGGAUGGUAUAAAAUCUUGCCUGGAAAAUGGCAUAAACGGUACCUUACCUCCCAAGCAGCCUGAGACGGACUACUCCAUGACUUCUCAGCCACCUCCACUCUUGCAUCAAAACGGUAGUUCAGACUAUGAAGCACCCUUGAUGCACGGACAAUGUCCAUCAAAUAACAAUCUAGCAUCCCUUAAACCAUCCUAUUUCUAACGAUUAGCAAAACUUUAAAGACUUUCUCAUCUAGCUAUAGCACCCUUGGCGGUUUUAUUCUAAUAUUAUUCCAACAUCAGAUACACACAAUUGAAAAAGGGCAAUUGGUAUCAUUUGUUGCACUCCUGAUGACACAGAAUGGAUUUCCAAUUUAAAGACACAAAAUGAUGGAUUGAAGAUGGCAGCAUAUUCGAAAUAUGCCUGACCGCUAUGGGACAAUGAAGAGGAUGUGAUUAAGUUCAUCAAAGACUGUCGUAUGAUGGUAUAAACAACUGACUAAAUGAAGUGCAAUCAACUGAAAGGGGCUUAGUAGUGAACAGUGCCUUCAUUACUGACCCAAGUAUAACUUUCUUUUAAUUCACUUAGUUCAUAUGAGAGGCAAUUGAAAUAAGCUUUAAUCUUGUUGCUGGAUGUGGAUAAAAUACAACAGAAAAAGUGCCUCAGCUUUCAGGCUAAAGAACCAGAGAACUGACGGUGGAUCAGCUGAAUUUCAAAAAUACUUCUUGGAAUUCUAAAUGACUCAAAUGGCACCAUGGGGAUUAGAAAACCUUGCACUGAAAUAAAAAUGGUUUCCUUUUUAACACCCCUCUCAAACUGCAACAAGAUUGAUGACCAUGAAGACAUGAAAAAAAAUUACCUUUAGAGACUACGUAAAGUUUGCAAUGAUAAAAGUUGUACAAAUUUUUCAUUUACUGUUGGCAUAAUCUGUUCUGCAAGCAAAACUCUAAUACAUAUUUGUGAUUCUUCUGAUCACUUGUUACACAGCUUUUGACUUGUGGAAAUUAAUUUUCUGUGAAAGACAAUUGAGAAUGGACUUGGAUGCUUUUACUUAGUGCUAAUAUGGACAGAUUGUUUUAAGUAUGAUUUUGUGAGAUUCUGCUUUAUUAUUAUUAUUUUUGUAUUUUCAUGUUGUAAAUAUUCAUACAGUAUUAAUAUCACUGUGAGUUGAAACAAUAACUUUUCCUGCUUAAAAAUGGCCUUUAACACCAAGCAUAUUCUAUUUUCAUCUAUGUUACAACGCUAAAAAUAUUGAGUGUUUUCAGUGCAGAAGUAACAACAAUAACCAAUGAUUUACAUAACUGGAUUCAUAUUUAUUUUUUACUCGCUCAUAGGGCAGAAACCUUUCUCUAGAGGAUAUCACAAGUGAUCCAUCAGUGAGCUCAGCUUCAACAGUGUGACGGACUGAGGGUAUUUGAUCAAGAAAGAUGGGCCCGAGUGCAUAAGAGUGAUUAUUUCUUUACUGAAAAGCAAAACUUAUAUUAUUGGGAAGUUUCUAAAACAACAGGAACAGCGUCCAACACAACAAAGUGUGGUUCACACAACAUGUCUUUGAGACUGCUUCCAGUGGACAAAAACGUAUGCAGACAUUACGUAGCAAAGCAAUAAUAUAGAACUAACACGAAAAUGUGUUCGAUAUUUUUCUGCCGGGUGUGUUAAGGCCUCAAAAAUCAUAAUUAUUACUGAUUCUAAAACUAACACAUUUUUGUUUACAUUCAACAUUUUACUCCUUUGAAGAAAUGUGUACUUAUAGAGAACGAGAAUUAUGUUUUUUCUCAGUCUUCUUAAAAAUAUUCAAAGCAUGAAAAAUAAUUCCCUGAACAAUCUCUAGCAGACUCGUAAAAAGAAAGGCUAAAGUUUCCAGUAUGAGGGGUUUUUGUAUGUAUGGUCCACAAGUUGGCCGGCUACAGGCAUUUUAGUUGUUAUUGGACUAUUUUUCCUGGGAGUUAAAGCAUGGAUUGUUGGAGACAAAGAAAUGCCUUCAUCACAUUGUUGGACUUUUACCUAUUUGCUGUGCUGUUGCAAUUUAUCCUGAUGUGCAUUUCAAGAACAAAAUGGCCUGUUUUGUACUCCACUGCACCAGAAACAUGAAGAAACAUAUUUUUUAUAAUAAAUAGAGUCAGUUCUUAUGAUUUUUUUGAGUAACUAUAUAGUUUGAACUUGUCAAUCUAAACCUCAGAUGCCUUUGUCCAUUUUUAUUUUUGUGCCUGUUUUUAUAUGCACCAGUUUAGUUUUUAAACUCCAGGACCAGAAAAACAUUUUUUGCCAUUUACUUUGUGUUAGCAUCCUCUUGUAAGCACAGUCAGUAUGCAUUUUGGUUAUAUAUUCAUAUCUGAAACUGGAAAAAUCUCUAAAAAGUUUUGUAGGUCAGUAAAAACAGCAGGACAUGUUUGUAGUAUUUUCAACGUGCAUAUUUUUACACUUCCUUCCCUUAUUAUUUAGGGAAAUAUCUGUAUAUUUUUCUGUUUGUUAUUUUGGCAGCAUUCUUUCUGUGUACAAAUUGCCAGUGCUGAGAAAAGAACAGUAUUAAAAUGCCUUAAUGAACA